CCCAGGAGACGGGAACCCAUCGAUCCGGGAGAUGUGGGCUGCAGGCCAGACCAGCAAUAGUGUGCACAGUACCCACAAGAUCUUCCGGAGAUGCGUAGCUUCCGGUCCGUUUUUCAGUGGACCAUGAAGACGCUGGUCUUCCUGUUCGUCCCUGUGAUGACCCUCAAUAAGACGAUAAUUCGUUUAGAUACCACAGAAGAAAGAGACUGUGGCAGAUUGUACAACAUAUCGUCUGAAAACGAGGUCCGCCUAGUGGCUACCGGAAGACUUCAAUCUGGCACGUGUGCAGUGACGCUACGCAUCGACAGUCACGACGACCUGCAGUGCGAGACAAUUUGCAUUAAGAUGUCGGUUUCUCAGCUUCAUACGUGUGACGUGAAGAUGUUGUUUGUGCCUGUCACUUUCGACAAAUCGGAAGUCGUGGACCCAAAGCGUUACGAUUGUCGUAACCCUUUUCCCGCCACUUGGUGUCCGUCUGCUGACGUUUUCUACGUCAUAGUGACGGAGAGUAACCGCUACCCCCGGACAAGGGAGAACCUGUAUCGGUUCGACGUCGAUCUGACCCCUCACUGCGUAGCCAGAAAGGAUAGAACGAAGGAACGCGAGGCUCAAAUCUCGCACAAGUACACCGUGGAGAAGAGUGCCCGGGAACGCUGGAUCUACAUAGAGGGAAUCGUCGUCAGUAUAUGCCUCGCUUCCAUUUUUCUGGUGGCGCUGAUCGUCUUCUUCUGCUACUACAGGGCUCAGAAGUCCAGCGGUCCGCCGCGCUGCGAGAUUUCCAAGUCUUCUAGCAGAGAACCAAUUCUUUCUGCGGUAAAAUCUAAGUUACCGUUCCGGUCUCACAAACGAAAGAGCCAAGGCACAGCAAGAUCUUCUGAGAGCUAUCAUAAAAUCGCUGACUCGGACCAGAGCUAUAAACCGGAAGUGGAAGUGAGUGACAUAAUGCAGGACCGCACUGACUCGGCGUCGACGCUUGUGAUAGGACAAGAUCCAAAACGGAUCGCAGAAAAUCAAGUUUAGCAAAAACAGUUUUGGUUUAUGCUAUUGCAUAUUUUAUGGACCCUAUGAUUUUUUGGAAAUGUCUUAAAAGUAUUAGAUACACCGGAUGCAAGUACAUGUAUUGCUUGGUCUGUGGUUGUUUAUCUUUAAAUAACUUUUGUCAUUGUAGAAUCUCUUGGUAGUUAAUUUUUGUUUCCUCGGGGGGGGGGGGGGGGGUCUUUUUGGUUUUUUUAAUGUUAAGUUUUUAAGAUGCUUACAGGAAUAUAUGACGUUUUUCAUGUAACUUUACAAAUCUUGUGUCUUUUAUUGAAGAAACCCAAUAUUUAUCUUUUUUUUUGAUUUGAUAAAAACAAUUUAUAUUAA
This is a messenger RNA of Magallana angulata, 1362 nucleotides long. RefSeq lists its product as uncharacterized. NCBI's taxonomy places the organism in Eukaryota, Metazoa, Mollusca, Bivalvia, Ostreida, Ostreidae. The record is from RefSeq and is a predicted model, not a curated record. The coding region runs from base 91 to 1020 and encodes 309 amino acids. The transcript is spliced from 6 exons.